AUUUAUUUAUUUUUUAAUUUUUUAAUUGAGGGGAGGACCCAUCUAGGCAUGUGAAUGGUUUCGUUUUAAGACAAAAGUUUAAGGAGAUACAUUUUUUUCCCCAAACAGUCGUAUCUUUGUGUUCCAAUUUUCCAGCUGUUAUUAUGCCACCGGCAGCGAGGGGCUCCCAACACCUUCGUCCUCACAAGCUAAUCCCUUACCUCGCCUUCACACUCUUUUUCGCCAUUUUUAUCUUCAAGGUGGAUAUCGUUAUAUUUCAAAAACUCUCUGUUGCUCGACGUAACCCAGAAAGCACAAGGCCAACUAUAUAUGUGGGCAACGGUACAUUUAACCGGCAUUUUGUGACUGCGUGGGGCGCAGAUCGGGCUCAAAUACUUGAGGAUGGCGAGCUUCUUAUUCUGUCAAUGGACAGGCUAUCGGGCUCUGGCAUUGAGUCCAAGAAAGAAUUUAUGUUCGGAAAAAUCGACAUGCAAAUCAAGCUUAUCCCCGGCAACUCUGCCGGCACAGUUACAACUUUUUUCUUGUCAUCAGAAUCCGAAGGUGAUAUGCACGACAAAAUACUUUUCCAGUUUUUGGGGAAUUCGAGUGGAAACCCCUACACACUUCACACGAAUUUGUACGUUCAAGGCAAAGGUGAUAGGGAACAACAGUUUUUGCUAUGGUUUGAUCCGACCGAAGAUUUCCACACCUACUCGAUUCUUUGGAAUCCCAAAUGCAUUAUCUUCUACGUUGAUAACAUCCCAAUAAGGCAAUACAAGAACGAUGAAAAAUCUGGUGUGUCGUACCCGAAAAAUCGAGCCAUGAGAGUAUAUGCAAAUAUAUUCAACGCCGAUGAUUGGGCAACGCAGGGCGGAAGAGUUACAACAGAUUGGUCGUUAGCCCCAUUUAAGGUUUCCUUUCGAGAUUUCGUGGCCGAUGGUUGCAUUUGGUUUUUCAGAAGAAGAAGCAGUUCUUGCACGCCCGCGGAUUUCAGGACAAAACCUGUUCUGACAAUGGAGUUGGAUCAGGUAAGCCAAGAGAAGAUGAAGAGGCUGCAAGAAGAGCGCAUGGCUUACGAUUAUUGUAAGGAUACAUGGAGGUUUCCGGAAGGACCUAGCCCUGAAUAUUUCGAAGUCUCGUGGGGCAAAGAUCAUGCAAAAGUGCUCAAAAACGGCAAGCUACUAACUCUGUCACUCGACCGGACCUUUGGCUCAGGCAUCCAAUCCAAACAUGAGUACUUAUUUGGAAAAUUCAAAAUGCAGCUUAAGCUCGUACCUGGAAACUCGGCUGGCACAGUAAUCGCGUACUAUUUGUCUUCUCAAGGCUCAGGACAUGAUGAGAUAGACUUUGAAUUCUUGGGUAAUUUGAGUGGGGAUCCUUACAUUGUACACACAAAUGUUUACAUACAAGGAGAAGGUGAUAGAGAACAGCAAUUCUAUAUGUGGUUUGAUCCAACUGCAGAUUUCCACACAUAUUCUGUUAUCUGGAACCCACAUAAUAUAAUUUUUUACGUGGAUGGUACCCCCAUCAGAGUAUUCAAGAACCUUGAAUCCCGAGGAAUUCCAUUCCCAACGGGUCAACCAAUGAGAGUGUACUCAAGCCUGUGGAAUGCGGAUGAUUGGGCCACAAGAGGUGGGCUCAUCAAAAUAGACUGGGCUCAAGCACCCUUCACGGCCAGCCUACGCAAUUUUCAGGCCCAUGCUUGUGUUUGGAAAUCUACAAAAUCUUCCUGCGGCCCAUCUGGACCCAGCAAUAACUCUACAAAUCCAUGGUUUUCUCAAGAUCAACUUGAUUCAGCAAGUGAAGCCAGGCUUAAAUGGGUGCAACGAAAUUACAUGGUUUACAAUUAUUGUGCCGAUACAAAGCGUUUUGCCCAAGGCCUUCCUCUUGAAUGUACUGUUGGCAAUACCACUGCCUACAAAUUAAGUGCAAAGAAGUACAAACAAUUGUACAAGAACUCUCAAACCCUUCUAUAUAAGCUACAAAGUAACAGUAACUAUUCGAAACAUGUUGACGUCACUUGGGGUGAGGGCAGGGGCAAAAUCGUCAACAACGGGGAAAUUCUCACUCUCUCCCUAGACAACUAUUCCGGGUCGGGUUUCCAGUCCAAAAACGAAUAUCUAUUUGGGAAGAUCCAAAUGCAACUCAAGCUCGUGCCCGGAAACUCAGCUGGCACCGUCACUGCCCUUUAUUUGUCUUCUGGAAGGUCAUCUGAUCAUGAUGAGAUAGAUUUUGACUUCUCAGUGGACAACAUACCCCUCAGAGAAUUCAAGAAUCUGGAAAAAAUGGGAGUCCCAUUCCCCAAAACCAAGCCCAUGAAAUUGUACUCAAGCAUAUGGAAUGCGGAUGAAUGGGCCACAAGAGGAGGACUUGUCAAGACUGAUUGGGCUCAGGCCCCAUUCAAAGCCUUAUACAGAAAUUUCAAUGCAGAUAAGGCCUGCGCUGUGUCCUAUGGGUCUAAACCAGCCCAUUGCACCACAAUGAGAAGCCCAAUAUGGACGUUGCAGAAUUUGGACCCAAUUGGAAUAAAAAAGCUCAAGUGGGUGCGAGAGAAUUAUAUGGUUUAUAACUACUGCAAUGAUGCCAAACGCUUCCCACAGGGGUUCCCCAAAGAAUGCUAUUAUGUGUGGAUUGAUACUGCUGUGGCUGCUUAUAAUCUGCUCCAACUCUUGAGAGGUUACAUGUUGCCAGGCUUCAGAAAGGAUCUCACAGCAUCUCAUAGAUUUGUGGGUUGGGCUGUUUAUUUAUUGGACCAGGUAGCAACGUACAUUGUUUUUGCCGGCAACACGGCGGCAGUUCAGGCCUCGAUGUUGGCGGUUACCGGCGAAAAAAGUCUCCAAUGGAUGAAGGUUUGCAAUAAGUUUACUAGGUUUUGUACCCAAAUUGGUGGCGCUUUAUUAUGUGGAUAUGUUGCAGCCAUUUUAAUGGUCAUUACAUCUUCCUUAUCUGCCUAUGGUCUAUUUAGACUUUACUCACCUAAGAAAUUCCUUUUGCUCAAAGGGUAAAUAAUGUGUUUGUUCACUUUGUGGGACAAGUUUGUGGUUGUACAAGGUUUUGGCUCAUCUUAUGGGCCACAUUCAAGUUCUCAUUAUCAUGGUACUUCACAUAUGUGCUUAUGUGCAUAUCAACUUUAUUGGCUAGUAAUUGUCUUAGUCCAAACUUAUGGGUUAAUUAAUUUGAUGGUACUAAAGAUUGGUAGGGUAUUUAUUGGAAUUGGUUGUUUGGUAAUCACUUGUACUGUGCUAAUUAAGGUUGGUUAUGCAUCAAAUUAACAUGAUCAUCUACCAAAAAGUUGUUUUUACUUUUUACCAACAAG
Molecule: messenger RNA, 3295 nt
Organism: Striga asiatica
Lineage: Eukaryota; Viridiplantae; Streptophyta; Magnoliopsida; Lamiales; Orobanchaceae
Source: the annotation of a GenBank genome assembly